This is a messenger RNA of Chondrus crispus (carragheen), 888 nucleotides long. The record is from the annotation of a RefSeq genome assembly. NCBI's taxonomy places the organism in Eukaryota, Rhodophyta, Florideophyceae, Gigartinales, Gigartinaceae.
AUGACUAAAAAUUUCUCUGAUGAUACACUUGUAAAUUUACAAGAAGAAUACGAUAAGACACAAAUACAAGAAGUAAUUGAUGAACUACAACAAGAGUUAAUAGGCCUUAAACCAGUUAAAACUCGUAUUAAAGAGAUAGCUGCACUUUUACUAAUUGACAGGUUAAGGCAUAAUGUCAAUCUUGUAUCUGGCAGCCCUGGAUUACAUAUGUCAUUUACUGGUAGUCCUGGAACUGGAAAAACAACUGUUGCAAUGAAAAUGGCAGAUAUCUUAAAUCGCUUAGGAUAUAUUCGCAGAGGUCAUUUAAUGACUGUUACAAGAGAUGAUUUAGUAGGUCAAUAUAUAGGUCAUACAGCACCUAAGACUAAAGAAGUUUUAAAGCAAGCGAUGGGAGGGGUAUUAUUUAUAGAUGAAGCUUAUUACUUGUAUAAACCAGAUAAUGAAAGAGAUUACGGAGCAGAAGCCAUUGAAAUAUUGUUACAAGUUAUGGAAAAUCAACGAGAUGAUUUAGUGGUUAUAUUUGCUGGCUAUAAAGAUAGAAUGGAAAAAUUCUAUGAGUCAAAUCCUGGAUUAUCUUCACGAGUAACUAAUCAUGUUGAUUUUCCAGAUUAUACAGCAGAAGAAUUACUAGCAAUAGCAAAACUAAUGCUUGAAGAACAACAAUAUAAAUUUGCUCCAGAAGCUGAUAAAAUCCUAUUAGAAUAUGCUGAAAGAAGGAUGAAGCAACCUCAUUUUGCAAAUGCAAGAAGUAUUCGUAAUGCUAUUGAUAGAGCACGUAUGAGACAAGCUAAUAGAAUUUUUAUAAGUGGAGAUAAAGUAUUAACUAAGAAUGAUUUAGUAACUAUACAAUCAGAAGAUAUCCUAAAAAGUAGAUUAUUUACGUAUUAA